AUGCCUGAGAACAUUCCUCUGACGCCCAAGGGCAUCAGCCUGGCCGGCAAGACGGCAAUUGUGACCGGCGGAAAUAAGGGCCUCGGCUUCGAAGUUGCUAGACAGUUCCUGCAUUUGAAUGUUUCGCGAUUGAUUAUCACCGCACGCGACGAGGCAAAGGGUAGCGCCGCAGUGGCAGCCCUCAAAGCCGAUCCAGUUGUCAUCGCAGCCUGCGCUCGGGAUGGAAAUAACCCCAAGGUCGAAUUCUGCCUGCUGGAUCUCAAUGAUUACCAUUCCGGUGUGCUGUUUUCCCGAAAGAUCAAGGCAGAAGUCAGCGAGCUCCAUAUCCUGGUCUUGAACGCCGGUGUCAAUAUCUUCGAGUAUCAAACCAGCAAGAGCGGCCACGAGAAGGUCAUGCAAGGCAAGUCAACAAGCCACCCACUCAACUGCUACACCAACUUCCUCAUCGUAAUCAACCUGAGUUCCCUGAUCCGCGGUACAUCCAAAAAGUGCAACGCCCCCAGCCGCAUCACCUUUGUUGGCUCCUUCUCCCACGACCAGCACAGUCUCGACGAGGUUCCUAUGCCUGCCAGCCAGAGCAUCUUGGAUUACUACGACGACAAGAACGUCUAUCGCCGUUUCAGACGCUACCAGGAUAGCAAGUUUGUGGUCAAUGCUUUCGUGCAGCAGAUGUCUCGUAUGAUAAUGUCGAAUGAUGUUAUCAUCAACAAUGUUUGCCCUGGCGUGGUCGAAACCAGUCUGAACCAGACCGUUCCCCUAUGGCUCAAGCCGUUCAUGUGGGUUUACAUCAAGAUGUACAGCCGCACUUUGCACGAGGGUGCUCGGAUCAUUGUCAAAGCUGCUGUGGUUGUUGGCCAGGAGAGUCAUGGUGCCUUUGUUCAGAACGAUCAGACUGAUCUGGGUGCGCCAUUCUUUUAUGGCAAAGGUGCUCGCAGGUUUGGAUGGGAGCUCUGGAAUGAGGUGGUUGACGACAUCGAGCAGGUUUUCGCCCAUCCUCGGGUUUGA
Molecule: messenger RNA, 1005 nt
Organism: Penicillium antarcticum
Lineage: Eukaryota; Fungi; Ascomycota; Eurotiomycetes; Eurotiales; Aspergillaceae
Exons: 3
Coding region: 1-1005 (334 amino acids)
Source: RefSeq, a predicted model, not a curated record